Molecule: messenger RNA, 747 nt
Organism: Saccharomyces kudriavzevii IFO 1802
Lineage: Eukaryota; Fungi; Ascomycota; Saccharomycetes; Saccharomycetales; Saccharomycetaceae
Gene: MRPL15
Product: mitochondrial 54S ribosomal protein mL57
Exons: 1
Coding region: 1-747 (248 amino acids)
Biological process (GO): RNA processing; mitochondrial translation
Cellular component (GO): mitochondrial large ribosomal subunit
Molecular function (GO): structural constituent of ribosome; ribonuclease III activity
Source: RefSeq, a predicted model, not a curated record
AUGACGUCGAUAUCAUGUUCCUUGCGGAGACCUGUAGCUGCUUUAAAGUGCAAUUUACAGAGUGUCAGAACUGUUAUAUAUCUUCAUAAGGGUCCGAGAAUUAAUGGUUUGAGACGAGAUCCAGAAUCGUAUUUGAAAAACCCUAGUGGGAUACUCUUCACCGAAGUUCAGGCAAAUGAAUAUCAGGAUGAAGUCAGAUCCAUACUGCAAUUGCCCAAGUACGGGAUAAAUUUAUCGAACGAACUGAUUUUGCAGUGCUUAACCCAUAAAUCGUUUGCACACGGCUCAAAGCCGUACAAUGAAAAACUAAGCCUGUUAGGAGCGCAGUUUCUCAAACUGCAAACAUCUAUUCACUCGUUGAAGAAUGAUCCGCCCACGGAAGCCCGCGAAAACGGGCCAUUUCCCCUUCAAUUCAGCAAUCUGGGAACAAAAUUCGCUAAGGAAUUAACAUCCAAGAACACAGCAUGCGCAUUUAUCAAAUCACAUAAUCUGGGACCCUUCAUAUUUUGGAAAAUGAGGGAUCCCUUGAAAGAUGGCCAUAUAAAUGGUGAAACCACGAUUUUUGCCAGCGUCUUGAACGCAUUUAUUGGAGCAAUUCUAUCGACGAAUGGAUCCGAAAAGGCUUCCAAAUUUAUUGACGGAAACUUGCUGGAUAAGGGAGAUUUGCACUCGUUAGUUAACAUUGCCAAUGUGAACGUAGCUUCUGCAAAGACAACAACAUUGGGCAAAGAAAAGGAAAUGAUAUAG